This is a messenger RNA of Drosophila navojoa, 672 nucleotides long. RefSeq names its product pre-mRNA-splicing ATP-dependent RNA helicase prp28-like. Lineage: Eukaryota; Metazoa; Arthropoda; Insecta; Diptera; Drosophilidae. The record is from RefSeq and is a predicted model, not a curated record.
AUGAUAGCUGCACAGCCGCCACCAGCAACACCACCACCACCACCACCACCACCACCACCACCGAUGGCAGCGAUACGAAAACCACCUCCACUGCCAACUAUCAAACGGCUGACAAAUCGUUGCUGCGUCGAUCAUUUAGUCAACAACAGAGAUCAAACCGAUUCAAGAUUCGGAAUCGACCGAAGAAGAAAAGUUCAGGCGGCGGCGGCGGUGGCGGAUUGCUGUUCCGACAACGAAGACGAGAGUGAGGGGCAGCGGCUAGAGUUAAUGCCCAGUAACAGCAGUAAUAUGGAAUCUCAAGAUAAAGACAACCAGAUGGCCAAUGAAGAGGGCGGUGAGUGUGGCGUGGUGGCAAUGGCUGGUGGUAGCAGCAGCAACGGCAACGGCAGCGGCAGCGGUAAAGUCAGCAAAGGAAGUCGAUUUAAGAGAAACAUCAAGAAUACCAGAAGUCUAAUUGUGCGCAAAUUCACAUCCACCACCAACUCCAGCUCGAACUCCAACUCCAACUCCAACUCAGCAGAGAAAAAACCAAGCGAGACUAACAACAAAACCAGCACAUCAAAGCACUCAAGUGAGAUGGCAGAGCAGCAUGCAAAUGCAAAUGUUAUGGAUAACGAUAAGCCAAACACCAAACAGAAAAAAGUAGCUAUGUUACGCACCACAACUCUCUAA